UCGUGCCCUACAACGUUCGCAGUUCCCCUUGACUUAAACAUUUUCGCUCCCUGCGAUUUGGAAUCACACUUAACAUGCCUGAACAACCACUGAAGUAUACUUCGCAGGGUACAUCAGGCCGAUUGGAACGCACCUUCAGCCUAUGACAACAGUUACCCAUAAUGCGAUGCGCCAUGACGUGUACUCUUGGUGGUGUAUGUUUCUUUUCGCGUCUCCCGUGUACUUAUAUAUAAUAGAUAUUUUAGCUGUCUCUGUGAUUAUAAACAUGGUAUCAUGCAUUUUUAUUACCUUGGCGUUGUUUGUCUUCGGAAACUCGGUUGGAGAAUGUACACUUAGAUUUGUCACAUUGUUAUAUCGUCAUGGAGACCGUUCUCCAAUCAAAGCCUAUCCAACAGACCCUUACCAGGAGAGUGUAUGGCCACAGGGGUUUGGACAGCUUUCUCUGGAAGGUAUGCAGCAGCACUUUAACCUGGGCCAGUUUCUGAGGACACGCUACACAGGAUUCCUGAGUGAGGACUAUUCUCGUUUUGAGAUUGCAGUACGGAGCACAGAUUAUGAUCGCACUCUUAUGAGUGCUGCCUCAAAUCUUGCUGGUCUUUAUCCACCCAAUGGCUCAAAGGUGUUUCAUCCUGGUUUGGAUUGGCAGCCUAUACCAAUACACACAGUCCCCCAGGAUGAGGAGAAGCUACUGUCAUUUCCUAUGGCAAACUGCCCACGCUACCAAUUACUCAUGAAUGAGACAGAAAGAACAGAUAUCUUCAUCAAUAUGACCAAAAUGUAUAAAGAUUUCCUGGAAAUGGUGCGGAAUAAAACUGGGCUGAACUCAACUUCGCUUGAGACAGUGUGGAGCGUCUAUGACACACUUUUCUGUGAGAAAAUUCAUGGCCUAUCUUUACCAGCCUGGGUGACUCCAGAUGUGAUGAAGACAUUGAAAGUGCUGAAGAACUUUGGCUUUCAGAUCAUGUUUGGCGUCUAUAAAAGGGAGGAGAAAUGUCGGCUACAGGGAGGUGUCUUGCUGGAUCAGAUUAUUAAAAACCUAUCAGCUGCCGCUACAUUAAACUUAGAUCAGCAGCUGAAAAUGAUCAUGUACUCUGCGCAUGACACAACUAUUGUAGCACUUCAGGAGGCACUUAAUGUGUAUAAUGGAUUACAGCCACGAUAUGCUUCCUGCCACAUAUUUGAACUACACCAGGAUUCCAAUGGAUCAUUCUCUGUGGAAAUGUUUUAUCGGAAUGAUAGCUCUAUGGCUGAUCCGUACAUUUUAAAUUUACCUGGCUGUACCCAGCGAUGCCCGCUAAAGGACUUCAUUAGACUUACACGUUCAGUGAUUCCAACAGAUUGGCACAAGGAGUGCCAGAUCAGCUCAUCUGCAAGUGAUAAAGAUGUGAUUGUUGGGCUGGUUGUCUGUGGCUUCGUUCUUCUGUUCCUCAUUGUAGUAUUGUUUGUUGUGUUGUGCCGGCAAAAUGAACCGGUUACUGGUUACAGCCACAUUGUCAACCAGAGUGAUCAGUCUUGACAGUCAUACCAGCUCUUGUGCAAGGCACAGUCAUCAGAUAGUAAGGGUCUGUAAAAACCAGUCACAUACAGAUUACACUCCUAUUAAAGUAGCAGGUACUUUUUAACUAUCCAUUCAGCUGGGCUAUCUUCGAUCCUUCUUGUCCUGGCAUUUUAUUUAGAUGUGAAAAUUGUGGUUAUUUUAUAUUACAGUUUUUAGAAGUAAGCAUUAGUUUUUUUUCCCUUAUUUUCCUGAUUUUCACCUUGACUUUCUCUGUAAUUCAAUGUUGACCAGUUUCUACCCUCCAACUAGCUCUCCCCUGACACAUGGAAGGAGGGGGUGCAUUCCAAGGUGCAGGAAGCCAGCUCUGUACCUCUUUUCAGGUAACUGCUGCUCCUGCAAGGUCAGCAAAUGGUGAAGGAAAGCAUUGUCCUCCCACAAGCUCAAACAUGUCCAAGAUCAGCUAGUUUGCUGAGACUGAUGGUGGCGAGAGAUUGGUUCCUGAGAGGUUAGGCACCCCUUAGUUCCCGAGACCAUAACCAACUCCUAACUCCCAAUACCCAGCCAUGGAUGGCUGUGGCAUUGUUUGAACUGAUGAUAGAGAGCAUUCUUUACGGCUGUCCUCUGUUUACACAUAAAGUGCAAUUUUUUUUAG
Messenger RNA from Clarias gariepinus (North African catfish), 2150 nucleotides. RefSeq names its product acid phosphatase 2, lysosomal (gene acp2). Gene Ontology annotation, biological process: lysosome organization; dephosphorylation. Gene Ontology annotation, cellular component: lysosome. Gene Ontology annotation, molecular function: acid phosphatase activity. The record is from RefSeq and is a predicted model, not a curated record. NCBI's taxonomy places the organism in Eukaryota, Metazoa, Chordata, Actinopteri, Siluriformes, Clariidae. The transcript has 11 exons. Bases 143 to 1516 code for a protein of 457 amino acids.